Messenger RNA from Mucor velutinosus, 1131 nucleotides. RefSeq lists its product as uncharacterized. Gene Ontology annotation, biological process: phospholipid metabolic process. The coding region runs from base 1 to 1131 and encodes 376 amino acids. The transcript is spliced from 4 exons. The record is from RefSeq and is a predicted model, not a curated record. Gene Ontology annotation, molecular function: glycerophospholipase activity. Lineage: Eukaryota; Fungi; Mucoromycota; Mucoromycetes; Mucorales; Mucoraceae.
AUGUAUAAACUCAUUGCAUUCAUUACGCUGGUGCUUGGUUCCCUUGCAUCUGUCACUGACAGCAAAAAUGUGACACAGAUCAAGAGCUGUCCUGCACUGACUCCUCGACGUGGCGGUCCGCAAAGCGUGCACGACCUUCGUAUGGAUGACAUUAAGGUGGUUGGUGCUCUUGGCGAUAGUAUUACCGCUGGUUUCGGUAUCAUGGGUUUUGACACCACCAUCAAUCCCAUCAUUGCAGCGCUCAACUCUUACAAUGAAUACAGAGGCCUUAGCUAUAGCAUCGGUGGCGAUAGAAAUGCAUUUACUAUUCCCAAUUAUGUCAAGCAUUAUCAACCCAAAGUCACUGGCUACUCAAAGGGCAAACAUAUUGGUGAAUAUUGUAAUGCUGAGAAUUGCUACGCUGAAUAUUCAUCUAAACAUGACCAGCUCAAUGCUGCUCAAAGCGGCGCUAUUGCUAUGAACUUGGAUCACGAACUUGAUUACUUGAUUCCUCAAAUGAUGUCGAUGGAGGAUAUCGAUUUCGAGAAUGAUUGGAAGAUGAUCAAUAUUCAAAUCGGUAGCAAUGACAUGUGUGGUGCCUGCAACAGCAGCUACAUGGAUGAGGUGACUCCAGACAAGUUUGGCGGUUACGUUGAAGCUGCCAUCCAGAGAAUUCAUGAUAGCAUCCCCAAUGUGCUAGUCAAUUUGAUCAGCACAUUCAAUGUAUCCGAGCUCUUUCCUAUUACCGAAGGACAAGCUUACUGCCGUCCCAAGAACAAUGAUUCCAGCACCAUUGGCAAUAGAAAAUCAUGCUCUUGCGGCAAUUCCGAAGAGGGUUUGCAAAAGAUGUUUAAUCUCACUGCUGCCUACAACAAAAAGUUACAUUCCAUCUACGAGAAAUAUCAGCAAAACAAGUCAGAUACAUUUGCCGUUGUGUAUCAGCCUGCUAACCUCAACAUCACUGGUUUCCCUCUCGAGUUCUUUAGUAAUUUGGAUUGUUUUCAUCCGAGCUUGAUAGGCCAUCAAUGGGUGUCCAAGAUUGUGUGGAAUAUGCUCUUCUCAAAGCAAAGCAUGAAGCCUACCGUGCUCAAUUUCAAUGCCAAUGAAACUAUCUACUGCCCUAUUGAUUCUGAUAGAAUUGUUACCAAUUAA